Molecule: messenger RNA, 6831 nt
Organism: Ceratina calcarata
Lineage: Eukaryota; Metazoa; Arthropoda; Insecta; Hymenoptera; Apidae
Gene: AP-2alpha
Product: adaptor protein complex 2, subunit alpha
Exons: 12
Coding region: 170-2758 (862 amino acids)
Biological process (GO): intracellular protein transport; clathrin-dependent endocytosis
Cellular component (GO): AP-2 adaptor complex; membrane coat
Molecular function (GO): clathrin-cargo adaptor activity
Source: RefSeq, a predicted model, not a curated record
UUUAUUAGGUAAAAGCAAGGAGGCAGAAAUUAAGAGAAUAAAUAAAGAAUUGGCAAAUAUUCGCAGCAAAUUCAAAGGAGAUAAAACACUUGAUGGUUACCAAAAAAAGAAGUAUGUUUGCAAGCUUCUUUUUAUUUUUCUGCUUGGUCAUGACAUCGACUUUGGACAUAUGGAGGCUGUUAAUCUACUCUCAUCUAAUAAGUAUUCAGAGAAACAAAUUGGUUACCUUUUCAUAUCAGUCUUAGUAAAUACGAAUAGCGAUCUCAUCAAACUGAUUAUUCAAAGUAUAAAAAAUGAUCUUGCAUCGCGUAAUCCGAUUCAUGUGAAUCUAGCAUUGCAAUGCAUUGCUAAUAUUGGUAGUAAAGAAAUGGCAGAGACUUUUGGGAACGAAAUACCAAAACUGCUCGUUUCUGGUGAUACUAUGGACGUGGUCAAGCAAAGCGCAGCAUUGUGUUUGUUACGAUUACUGCGUACCGCUCCAGACGUUGUUCCCGGUGGGGAAUGGACUUCGCGUAUAGUUCACCUAUUGAACGAUCAACAUCUCGGUGUCGUUACCGCGGCUGCCUCUCUGAUCGACGCCCUUGUAAAAAGAAAUCCGGAUGAGUACAAAGGAUGCGUCAGCCUAGCGGUUUCGAGAUUGAGCAGGAUCGUAACAUCAAACUACACAGACCUACAGGAUUAUACGUAUUAUUUUGUGCCAGCACCUUGGCUAUCCGUUAAAUUGUUGCGAUUACUACAGAAUUACACACCGCCUGCAGAAGACCCGGGAGUACGGGGUAGGUUGAACGAAUGCCUAGAAACGAUAUUGAACAAAGCUCAAGAACCACCGAAAUCGAAAAAGGUGCAACACUCGAACGCGAAGAAUGCUGUGCUAUUCGAAGCGAUUAGUUUAAUCAUUCACAAUGACAGCGAAUUGCCAUUAUCGGUCAGAGCGUGCAAUCAGCUUGGUCAGUUUCUAUCGAACCGCGAGACGAAUCUUCGUUACUUAGCGCUUGAAUCCAUGUGCCACCUGGCCACAUCCGAACUGUCGCACGAGGCGGUAAAAAAGCAUCAAGAGGUCGUCAUCUUGUCAAUGAAGAUGGAGAAGGACGUAUCCGUUAGACAACAGGCUGUUGAUCUCUUGUACGCGAUGUGCGACAAAAGUAAUGCAGAAGAAAUAGUACAAGAAAUGUUGAACUACCUCGAGACAGCUGAUUACUCAAUCAGAGAAGAAAUGGUUCUCAAGGUAGCCAUUCUGGCUGAAAAAUAUGCUACCGAUUACACUUGGUAUGUCGACGUGAUACUCAAUCUUAUUAGGAUAGCUGGUGAUUACGUCUCGGAAGAAGUAUGGUACAGAGUUAUCCAAAUUGUUAUCAACAGAGACGAUGUACAAGGAUACGCAGCGAAAACUGUUUUCGAGGCUCUGCAAGCACCUGCUUGCCAUGAGAAUAUGGUUAAGGUAGGCGGCUACAUACUUGGCGAAUUCGGAAAUUUAAUUGCUGGGGAUCAACGCUCCUCACCCGCUGUGCAAUUUCAGUUAUUACAUUCCAAGUAUCACUUAUGUUCUCCUAUGACUCGAGCCUUGUUACUUUCAACGUAUAUCAAAUUUGUUAACUUGUUCCCGGAAAUGAGAAACCAAAUACAAGAUGUUUUCAGACAAGACAGUAAUUUGCGUAGCGCGGAUGCGGAGCUACAACAAAGAGCUUCGGAGUAUCUUCAAUUGAGCAUUAUAGCUUCCAGCGAUGUUUUGGCAACCGUUUUAGAGGAGAUGCCAGCAUUUCCGGAAAGAGAAUCAUCGAUUCUCGCCGUUCUUAAGAAAAAGAAACCGGGUCGAGUGCCCGAGAAUGAGAUUAGGGAAAGUAAAAGUCCCGCACCGAAUACGAAUCAUCACGUGGAUGCGCCUGCAACUCAGACGGCAACAGUUAAUAAUACGUCGGCAGAUUUAUUAGGUCUUUCUACGCCGCCAUCCUCUCAACCAACCAGCAACACAGGAGUUUUGCUCGACGUGUUGGGAGAUAUUUAUAAUAUGCCAAACAAAGUUGCUGCCAACGGUGCCCCGAACACAUGUAAUCCCAAGAAAUUCGUUUGUAAGAAUAACGGUGUGCUCUUUGAAAACGAUUUGAUCCAAAUCGGAGUAAAAUCAGAAUUUAGACAAAACCUGGGACGCGUUGGUCUUUUUUAUGGAAACAAAACUCAGUAUGCCCUUCACAGUUUUCAACCUCAAAUAUCCUGGUCCGAGGAGAAUCAACAGAAACUGGCUGUACAAGUGAAGCCGGUCGAUCCUGUGCUCGAAGCUGGUGCUCAGAUACAACAAAUGAUUAAUGCGGAAUGUAUCGACGACUAUUCCGGCGCGCCGAGCAUGCUUAUUUCCUUUAUUUAUAACAAUGUGCCACAGAAGAUAACGAUGCAGUUACCAUUAACAAUUAAUAAAUUCUUCGAACCUACGGAAAUGAAUGGAGAAUCGUUCUUCGCGCGGUGGAAAAAUCUCGGAGGCGUGAAUCAACAACGUUCGCAGAAAAUUUUCAAAGCGCAGCAACCGAUGGACCUCGCGCAAGUUCGUACGAAACUACAAGGAUUCGGAAUGCAGCUGCUCGACGGUAUAGAUCCGAAUCCCGAUAAUUUCGUUUGUGCAGGUAUAGUACAUAUGAGAGCACAACAAGUAGGAUGUUUAUUACGUUUGGAACCCAACAAACAAGCGCAGAUGUUCCGCUUGACGGUGCGCUCGAGUAAGGAGUCGAUGUCAGUAGAGAUCUGUAACCUGCUGGUGGACCAAUUUUAAAUACGGCCUAGCAGGCAUUAAAACUAAUGUAAGAAACAAUUUGAAACGCCGCGGGAAGACAUAUCGCGAUCGCAAGAAGAGUAUCGUCUCUCGAUGUUCCCGAAGAUACUGAAUGAUUGUUUGUUAAGAAAUAUUCGUUGUACCCAAGCUUACACUCACAGCGCGGACAUCGGAGAAGUGAGUCCUCGCGUGUAGGCGAAGCGUUGUUACCACUUUACGAUUCGAAACCAAUUGGAAUGCUCCGUAACGCUAUCAAGGUAAAUUGCGUGUACGAGAAUAAACAAAAAUACGUAGACGAUGACUACAGUGGAUGAUCAUUGGUCUACGGGCAAAGGUAACAAGCAAAGAUUACUAUCUUCUUUUUCUGUUUUUAAAUUAUCAUGUGUCUGUUAGCAAAAUUGAUUGUAACUUAUGUCAAAUGACAAUUAGAUAUUUGCCACGAGUAUCCGCAAAGAUAGAAGAGAACCCAAGAGAAUUAAAUCGCAUUCAAAUCAUUAGCGUACAUUUUUUACAGACAAUUUUUAUAGUUAGUUGUUAUGCUGAUAUAAAGGACUUUUGAUGAGUUUACCAAUCAUUUAUACCGAUUUGCGCGCUCGUGGCUUUGUCCGUCAUCUAUGACUCCUCCGAGCUCUUAUCUUUUUCUACGUAAGAUUUAUUAUUUUUCAUACUCGACUCCUUUGUUUAUCCUUCUCGUCUUUGAGAUUAUCAUUGUUGCGUGAGCGAGAGUAGAUUUGGGCACGAUGACAGUAGUUGUAUAAUAUUAGUUGUUUACCGUAGGCAUUUUCCUUGUAUUUAACGGAGCUAAAAAUUUCUCUUGUAAUUAGUAGAUUCGAGAUUUCAUUGCUCCCGUCCCGUGAUUCCCCUUCCCUCUUCCAUCAACUUCGCUUUUCUCCCUUUCUCCUGAUUUUCCUUACCUCAUGCAUUAAUGUAUAAAAAAGAAAAAAGAAGAGAAGAUCCAUGGCUGGUUACAUUCAUUGAAAAGUGCGACUAAGUUCGGUGAGAGGUAAACGAACGAGCAAAGAAACAAGGAAACAAGUAAUUUUUCUAAUCGUCUUUAACGAGUCUUGUGUGAGAUGUAUAUCUCGGUAUAUUAUAUCUUGUACAGAUGAUAAUACAUAUUUGCGAAUGCGUUGGUGGCUAUUAGAAAAUGAAGAAAAAGAAAAAGGAGAGAAAUAGAGCAGCUCUAAAUCGACGUUUGCGAUCAACUCACGCUUCAUGUGUUAUUACUUUAUCCCGAUUAUUGUGGAGAAUUGUAUAUCGCCAAUUGAAUUGUACAUACAUAAAGAAAUUCAUUGAUUGACCUAAGCGUCAACGUAGGUGUCAUUACACGUGAAGAAAAGUUGAGUGAGUACUUGCAGGCGCGGCGAUCCCUCUGUAAUAAUUAUCGUUCGUUCCUGCUGUAUCGUUUAUACAUAUAUGCUUCUUUAUCAUGCGAACACGAUAUGUAUAUUUUUUUAUGUUCGUACAUAGUAUAAAAUUACAUUGGAAGUCUUUCUCCUUAAUCCAAACCCGUGAUUCCUUUUUAUUGUUUUAGACUACACAUGAAUUCAGGGCUAGCAUGAACCGAUAAAGAGAUCUGUAUAGAUGACGCGUUGUUUUAUCAAAAUGUUUUUUUUUAUCUUGUACUGUUUACUGUAUAAAUUUUAUCAAUCAAAAAUGUUUGAAGGUUCAACAGCGACGAAUCUUAAGUUCGUUUAAGUAGCGCGAAAAAUGUGAGUUCAAAGAGCGUUCGUAAUCUCGAGGAUGUAUUAUUAGUAUGUGAACUAUCGUUAAAUCGAAUGAAAAAGAAAAUAUUUGAUAAAAUCUACGUUCCUUUUCAUUCGAUGACCCGUGAGAAAACAGAACGAAUGCUUAUUAAAUUUUAAUUCAUGAUUUUUUCUUUUUAAUCUGACUUUCAUUGCGAAUUUUAUUUUGUAAUAAACGAAAGUAUAUCAUGUCUAGUAAUAAAAUUAUUUACAAAAUACACGCGACUGUGUGUACUUUGGAAAAGCCGGAUAAUCGCGAUGACAUUUACAAUCUGUUUUCAUUUAGAGAAACGCGACAUUAUACAUUACGUAAGGAAUGAACAUUCCUAAAGUGGCACGAAGAGCCAAUUCGUGUACGUAGCAUACGCGCAGUGGUAUUUUGUAUUUAAGUCGAUUACGUAGUUCCGAGAACUACUGUAUUUUCCUUUUUAAAUACGCCUCGUUAAUUUAUAGACAAGGAGGAAAAGAGAACGGAUUAAAAAAUGAGUGUUCUGUUUUAUAGUUCAGUCGCUCCAUCGAUUUUUCUCGGUUUUUGUACAUACAUACAUACAUACAUACAUAAAAUGCAACAAAAAAAUCUAUUCUAAUUUUUCCGUUCUCUGAAUCAUGAAGCAGUGAACGGCGUGCGUGUAAUCGUUAAUUAAAUUGAUCAAACGAAACGAAAUAGAUUCUCGGACGCGAUCACCCAGUCAUGGAUUUGCUGCUGGAUUUUACGUUUGAAAGAAAAAACGGGUCUCGUAUCGACGAUUCAAACAGUGUCUGUGCGUUUAUCAUAAAAAAAACGGAUGUGUGAAUCAUGGUCAUUCGGCGAUCACGUUUCAAACGACACGUAUAUAUAUUAUAUACACACGCGCGGAUGCAUAUAUGCAUAAAUAUAAAUAGAAUAUACAUAAUUCAUAUAAAUAUAUAUAUAUAUAUAUUAUACGAAUUAUUCAGGAGAGAUACGUGCGGGUAUGCACGAUUGUUAGAUUAUUAUGUUGCGGUGUUUUGAUCGUAUUUGACGAUCGCGACCAUACGCAGGUACGCGAAAUUAUUGUAACGAUUUAUACUCGUAAUUAAAAUGAACAGACAGAAUACAAUGCAGCAAAUUAUUAGAAUUGUGUUCUAUACAUAUAAAGAUAACAUUUAUAAAAUAAAUAACUGGUAUUUAAGUUAAAUUCUAAGAAUGAAGUUUGUAUGCAAAUGUGAUCCUCUCAUAUAUUUCAUUUCUCAAAAAGUAUUCAUUCUGCGGUCAAUUUUAAUUACGAAAGUAUCAUCGCUUCAAUAGAUUCACGUGGUGGCGUGUUUAAAUGAAACGCGUUUGUUACAACGCUACAGAGAUUUAUUCCGAUAAAUCCUUUAUCUAUCUCUUUCUCUCUAUCUUUCGUGCUUCAUUUUCCCCGUGUAUAGAUUUAACGUAAGAAUUUUGUUGGAUGUAGUGAAAGAAAUCUUUGCAAUCGAUUAUUCGAAGUCUCAAAUGUUCGCUGUCGCUCACGACACUUCAUUUCGGUAUAGCUAGUAUAUGUAUUUUGUAGUAAUGCGUACAACACAACGUAUUUUACAGUGUAGAUGCUCUGUUUGUUGUACAUAAGUAGCUUUUUUUAUUUAUUUGUGGCUGUAGUGUGCAAGUGGAAUUCGAAGGCUCAACGAUUUUCCAAUUCAUCACGAGUCUUCUUGUACCAAAAAUUGCAAAUCUAUAUUGAAUGUUUGAAGUUAUGGAUAAAAUUUUGGAAAUAUAAAUUUGGAAGACUAUCACACUUCUUGUUUUGCAUAUUAAUAUGCUGUAUAUAUAAACGAAGUUGAUAUGAUCUUCUACAGUCGUAAAUUUGAAUUGCAAAUUUUGUUAAGCCAUCGAAAAUGGUUGUUCCUCGUUUGUCUGUGUUUAGUUUAGACAACGUAAUUCGACACGUGCAUGAUCGAAAUCAACCAGUAGUAUGAUGUUUUUAUAAUUUCUACGUUUAAUCUUUACGCGAGGAAAACUGGAAAAUAAUUUUGGAUUAUUUUUAACGAUUACAUUCAUUUUCUCUCUUCCAUUGUCAACGCGAGAACAGCCUGUAGAGACUUUUCCGCGAACGUUAUUUUGUAUCGUUUUACUCUACGUACAUGUACGUUUGUAAAAUGCUAUUGAUUUAUAUUAUUAAACUAUACAUAUAUACACAUAUAUCAGUCUCGUACAAAAGUGUGUUUUGUCUAAAUUAUUUGAAUUUAAUUGAAACAUCUGCGCUUGAGCAACAUUUCGUCCGAUGUACAAUUUAUUUAUCGAAUAACUAAUGAAAUUACGAUAUUUGAAGUGCUUGUUCGUUCAGGGACUGAAAUUACAUGACAAUAUAAACUCAGUUCGAACUAAAA